Messenger RNA from Grus americana (Whooping crane), 861 nucleotides. RefSeq names its product NME/NM23 family member 9 (gene NME9). The record is from RefSeq and is a predicted model, not a curated record. The coding region runs from base 193 to 711 and encodes 172 amino acids. The transcript is spliced from 7 exons. Lineage: Eukaryota; Metazoa; Chordata; Aves; Gruiformes; Gruidae.
GCCAGCCACCGCACGGGUACUGCCAGGCCCUGGCUUGGGGUCGGUUCGCUUCUGCCACCCUCGUGGGGCGAGGGGGUACAGGCUGCUGUGCCUCUAAAAGUUGGCCAGCAGGUGGAUUCACAUAAUUAGAGGACGUCUGCAGUGCUUUGUGCUUGGGACUGCUGCUCAAAGGACUCUUGUUCCUGCAGAAGGAUGGCUGCAAAGAAAAAGGAGGUAGUGUUGCAGAUUACCAUCAAUAGCCAGGAGGUUUGGGAAGAAAUGCUGUAUCUCAAAGGACUCAUUGUUGUUGAUGGGUUUCAAGCCUGGUGUGGUCCGUGCAAAACAGUAGUGGAUCUUUUCCGAAAAAUAAGGAAUGAAGUUGGCAGUGAUCUCCUGCAUUUUGCUGUGGCUGAAGUUGAUUCCAUUGAUGCUCUGGAAAAGUACAGAGGAAAAUGCGAGCCUGUUUUUCUGUUUUAUACAGGAGGAGAAUUAGUAGCUGUUGUAAGAGGAGCGAAUGCACCAUUGCUGCAGAAGACCAUCCUGGAACAGCUGGCAGUGGAAAGGAAGUUUUUAGAACAUGGAGGAGAGCGUGUGGUGGUACAAGACCGAGCCUUCUCCAAAGAGGAGAGAAACAUGGCUGCUCUUCAGGAAGAACACCGGGAAGGCCAAAUGGGUAAGGCGGGCACAGCUGUAGGAUGCCCUUUGUGCCCUUUGCUAAAGCUGGAGCCCUAAAGGAGGAUUCAUCUGCUGUGCUCGGACAUCCGAGGGGCUGUUCCUCCACAUGGGCACAAUGUGGGCUCUUUCCCAGUCUGACCGAUCCAUACACAGGGUAGGGCCACCUUGAAACAGGGAUAUGUAGGCACAAAUAAGAGAUCAGGGUAG